Molecule: messenger RNA, 1017 nt
Organism: Colletotrichum abscissum
Lineage: Eukaryota; Fungi; Ascomycota; Sordariomycetes; Glomerellales; Glomerellaceae
Exons: 2
Coding region: 1-1017 (338 amino acids)
Biological process (GO): ribosomal subunit export from nucleus
Cellular component (GO): cytosol
Molecular function (GO): GTPase activity
Source: RefSeq, a predicted model, not a curated record
AUGGUGCACGCCAAAUCCAAGAAGACCGCAGGGUUGGGCAACGCCCUGAUGAACGAUCGCUUUGGCAAGGGUCGUGGCGCAGACAGGAAGAAGAGUACCAUCACCAGAGUGAACCACGCUACAGGAGAAGAGUACCUCACGAACGAGCGACAAGAAGCAUCAUGGGUCAAAAUGCGAUCAGUUACCGAGCAAGGCGCUCUUGACGAGUUCCUCGCGACCGCAGAGCUGGCGGGCACGGACUUUACGGCGGAGAAAAUGAAUAACGUCAAGAUCAUCCACACCGAUCAGAAGAACCCGUAUCUUCUUUCUGGAGCAGAGGAAAGGGCCAUCAUUGGCAAGCAGAAGGCCCACAGAGGACGCUUGACAGUGCCAAGAAGACCAAAGUGGGAUGCGUCCACCACACCGGAGGAGCUGGACAGACGGGAGAGGGAAAGUUUCCUUGACUGGAGACGAGGCCUCGCCGAACUUCAGGAGAACAACGAUCUACUCAUGACGCCGUUCGAGCGUAACCUUGAGGUGUGGAGGCAGCUUUGGCGUGUCAUUGAACGAUCAGACUUGAUUGUUCAGAUCGUCGAUGCUAGGAACCCCUUGCUUUUCAGAUCCGAGGAUUUGGAGCACUACGUCAAAGACAUCGACUCGAAGAAGGAGAACCUGCUGCUGAUCAACAAGGCCGACAUGCUCACACUGAAGCAGCGCAAGAUGUGGGCAAAGUACCUGAAGGAGAACGGCAUUGCGUACAGAUUCUUCUCUGCGCAUCUUGCGAAAGAACUGCUUGAGGCCAUGGAGAGCGACGACGAGUCAGAGGAUGAAGAACCUGAGGCUGGCAGUAGCUCCAACGCUGCCACGAAGGAUGCCGCAUCCGCCAAGGAGGAGAGCUCAGAGGAGGAUGAAAAUGAGGAAGAGAAGGACGACAAAGAGGACGGCGGCGCAGAGACCGCUCAGCCUGAGAUUUCGCAGCCGGAGGCUGAGGCUGACGUUGAUGACACAGACAGCAGGAUGCUCUAUUCGAGAAGAUGA